AUGGGAGGUGAGGUGGCGGCGACUACGGCGAGGGAGCUGAGGAUGAGGUCUGUGAGGAGAUUCCUGGAGGAUCUGGCAGCGGCGGACGAGGAGACUAAAGGGAUGAUUGAAUCGGCGAUUCGGCACAUGUAUGCACCGGAUCUGAAAUCGGGUUGGGGGAUUCACGUGGUUCAGGAGGUUAAGAUGUUGACGAAUAAACAAGAUCGUGAGGGUUUGGAUUCCUCCAUCAAUGAGCUUGUUCAGAUCGGCAUGCAGAGAGAAUUAGCUGCGGAAUCCAUAUACAAAGAAAGAUGUAUAGCUGUGGAUGAUGGCCCAAGUUGGGCCAAGUACAUGUCAAUCUCUGGUUGCCCUGAUGAUGACUAUGAUAUCAUCACUUUGCAAUAUACUGAGGAGGGUUUAUUAACUUUAGAUGAGAAUAGAGAUGGGCGUGCCGCUGCUUUUGGCGAUGACAUUGCAAUAGAAUGUCUUGCGACCGAGUUCAAAAGGGAGAUAUUUGUGGUACAAGCUCAUGGAUCUGAUGCAAUGGUUGAUGAAGAAAAUUGUGUUUUCUUCUUACCGCAUCAUCCAAGAAGUGAAGUGUGCGAACCUCCCUUCUUUCUGUUCAUGAAAGGAACAGGAUGGUGUGGUGCCGGUGCUGAUCAUUAUGAGCCUCUUAUUGCUAUUCCAUCAUCACUUGUUUCCCAGGAGAAAGUUGCCGUAGUCCUUUAG
Messenger RNA from Fraxinus pennsylvanica, 708 nucleotides. The record is from the annotation of a GenBank genome assembly. NCBI's taxonomy places the organism in Eukaryota, Viridiplantae, Streptophyta, Magnoliopsida, Lamiales, Oleaceae.